GGGGCGGGAACUCGGCGGCAAGAUGGCGGAGAGAAGCGCGGCGGCGGCGGCGGUCAGCAAACUGAAGCUCACUGAACUGAGACAAGAAUGUUCUUCACGGGGACUAGAUACUAAAGGGAACAAGCAGGACCUGAUUCUGAGACUACAGGCAUACAUGGAAGAACAUGCUGAGGAGGAGGUGAAUGAAGAGGAUGUUCUGGCUGAAGAUACGGAGGAGGAGGAACAGAAGGUUGAACCAGAAGUUGAAGAGCAGAGUGUUGCUGUCAAAGAACCAGAAGAAGAAGUGAAGAAAGUGGUCAAAAUAGAAGCACCGAUGACCGAGACAGAGAGACUAAAGAAACGAGCGGAGAGGUUCAACGUGCCGGGGACGGCAGAGAGCAAAAAAGCUGCUCGCGCUGCACGGUUUGGCUUGCCUGUGGUUGAAACAAAAGGCAUUUCUGGAAAUAUCAAAGCUCCAAUCAGCGUUGAAAAAUUGAAAGAGCGAGCGGAGCGGUUUGGCAUGAACGUUUCCUCGAUCUCAAAAAAGAACGAGGAGAACGAGAAGAUGAAGAAGAGGAAGGAGCGGUUUGGGAUCGUGACCAGUUCGGCGGGGGCGGGUGGGGGAGAGGAUACGGAGGCCAAGAAGAGAAAAAGAGCAGAACGUUUUGGGAUUGUCUGACACUCCUAAUUAUUCCCCCCACCCCCCACCCCCAAAGAAUACGGUAAACUCCUGAAAACUCGACCCCUGGUUUAACUUGUCAUGACCACUCGAGCCAUCGUGCUGUCAGUACGUACCCAGGCCCACAUUUAUUUACUGUGUGUAUUUAUACAUGUUGCCCAACCAGUCACUUGAGACCUUUUUCCUCUCGGAGUGACCUCGCGAGUUAUACGGAGUUCAUCGUCGUGUUGUUUUUUUUUUUUGUUUUUUUUGUUUUAAUUUUCCAAAUCUGUAUCCGCGUUAGUUUAUUUUCUAGGAUACUUUUUAAAUGAUUUCUGUUUUA
Molecule: messenger RNA, 980 nt
Organism: Callorhinchus milii (elephant shark)
Lineage: Eukaryota; Metazoa; Chordata; Chondrichthyes; Chimaeriformes; Callorhinchidae
Product: SAP domain containing ribonucleoprotein
Exons: 12
Coding region: 23-658 (211 amino acids)
Biological process (GO): poly(A)+ mRNA export from nucleus
Cellular component (GO): nucleus
Source: RefSeq, a predicted model, not a curated record